Messenger RNA from Geodia barretti, 1146 nucleotides. The record is from the annotation of a GenBank genome assembly. NCBI's taxonomy places the organism in Eukaryota, Metazoa, Porifera, Demospongiae, Tetractinellida, Geodiidae.
CAAGGCCCUGGGCGCUCUGUGUUGCCAACACAGUACCACACUAGUGCCAUAGAUAGCUUCUAUGAUGGAACUAGCAUUCGAAGCCAUCAACUCCCACUCUACUCUGCUCGCUGCCGCAGUAGUGUCUGCAGUUGUCUUUGUCCUGUACAGGUUCUUGGUGUCUCCCUACCGCCUACUCAGCAGUCACGGAAUCAAGGGCCCGCGACCUCUCCCAGUCGUGGGGAAUUACUUGAGCAUAAAGAGAAUUGGACACAAUGAGUUUCUGGAGGAGCAGAUAGAGAAGUUUGGACCUGUAUUUGGUUACUACGUGGGUGCAGCAGCAAGAGUCACUAUCACAGAUGUCGAACUGCUCAAGGAGAUAAUGGUGAAAGAGUUCGACAACUUCAGGGACAGGGGGAUGUUGGGUCCACCCAAUCUCACCCCGAAAGCGUUGGGACUUUCUCCUGGUCUGGUGGUAGCUACUGGAGAGACUUGGAAGACUGGGAGACAUGCUCUAACUCCAUCGUUCUCGGGAAUGAAGAUGAAACUGAUGGUGCCACUACUGAAGAAGAGCUCAGAUAUUCUACUGGAGAAAAUAGGAGAGUUUGCAGAAUCUGGGGAAAGUGCAGAGAUGUUCAGAGUGUAUGGAGCAUUCACAAUGGAGACUCUGAUAGCCACUGCCUUUGGUCGCUACGUGAAUGUUCUGAGAGGAGAAGCAGACCAGAUAACACAAGGGGGCCAACGCCAUUUUCCGUGCAAACGAAGAGGGGUCACCCAAUGCUCCCGACAUGCUGAUAGCAACUCUGUCCAACUUCCCGUGGCUAGAGCCACUGUUACUGCACAUUCUUCGGAGCUCAGAUGUGGCAGCUUAUGUCAAAACGAUGCACAAUACGGCCAUGGGGCUCAUACAGGCUAGGCUGGAUAGCACAGAGGUUCCUAAGGUUAAGGACUUGCUCCAGUUAAUGAUAGAAACAACAGAUGAUGAAAGUAGUGAUGGUACUAGGUUGACUAGUGAGAUAAUGGCUGGUUUUUCUGUCGACUUCCUGCUGGCUGGUUACGAGACUACAGCCAACACUCUCAGCUACACCACAUACCUCCUGGCAAUGAACCCUGAUGUACAGGAGAAACUACAGGCAGAGAUUGACCAAUACUUUGAGGAAGAGCCCG